Messenger RNA from Sphaeroforma arctica JP610, 4017 nucleotides. RefSeq lists its product as hypothetical. The coding region runs from base 133 to 1932 and encodes 599 amino acids. Gene Ontology annotation, molecular function: glycosyltransferase activity. The transcript has 5 exons. The record is from RefSeq and is a predicted model, not a curated record. Lineage: Eukaryota; Ichthyosporea; Ichthyophonida.
GAGAGAAGUGAAAUGAGAGAAGUAAACUAAAUAAUAUGUUUGACAGAUAAAGCUUGUUGGAAGUAUCGUGUUGAUUUACGUACAAGAAGUGCAAAACGUAUUCACUGGGCUGGAGGGUAACUAUAGCUAAUUAUGAUGCCGUCUCUCAUGCGAUGGGGAGGGGGACGGAUAGCCAAAGUAGUUCCUGUGCUUGCACUGAUCGCUCUGUUGUGCGUGGUUCUGUACAACCAUGAGAGCUCGCACGCCGAUGUGCGUCAAACCGCCGACUGGGUUAACAGUGUAGUUCAGAAAGCUUACAACAAUAUACACAAUUCUAAUGCAGACACGUCGUCAAAUGCUGAAGAUAGCAUUUCCAACGCAGAAACAUCGUCAAAUGUUGAAGAUAUCACACAAGACGCUGAUAUAAAUGUCAACAAUGGUAUCCCGAAUUUUAACUACAUACCCACAUACGACGCGAAUAGGCCACCAGUAAAGUGUCAGGCGCGGGGAGAUGAUUCCAGUGCGUGUGUAUAUCAGACCUUGUGUUUUGACGGUGGUACGUAUUUUGCCGUCGUUGCCAAUUCCGAUGAUGGAAUAGAAAACAACUUGCGAGGGUAUCCAAAAUUUCACAUGGGGCAGGGAAGUGAUUGUACAUGGUCAAGGCAUGAGCAAGAGGAUACGCGCCUGGACAAUAUGAUGGGUAUAGAUAAGAAGAUGGUACCCUUAGGCCACAAUAUGCUCAUCGAAAGUAGGAGUGUUGAUUUUCUGAGAAGACAAGUGGAGAACAAAGAUACUUCAGUAGGAUGGUUGCCCGACAACUCGCUGUUUCUACAGCCAUCGGUUGACAACGCGUUCCUGUCGCUAAUCAGUGUGCUCCCCUGGUGGAAUUUAUUGAGUGAUCUGAAGAACGGCAUACCUGCGAUGUCUCUCAGCGGAAGUGUAUUUGUGGAGACUAAUCGGAUCUGCGAGUCUAAUUACUUCAAUUUCUGGAAAGAAACCAUCGCCGAGAUUGGGAAAAGUUAUUUCUACAACCACAAUGUGAACGCGGUCAAAGAGGGUCUGGGUAUCAAAUCCGCUACUUCUGAUGUUGCAAAUGGUACCGAGACAAACUCAACGCUCAAAACAGCCGACGGAAAGGACAAUGUUAUUGAAAAUGAAAGGUUCGAUGGCUACCUACUUGAUCGAGAUUCGAUAUGGGACCACCCCCAGCCAACCAAGGACACGAGCUCGUGCCGUUUCAAGCGCGAUCUACACUUCAAGAAGAUUAUCUGUUCUCGGAAUGGCGUGGCUUUGGGAAAGUCCUACACACCGGUGACGGGGAGCAUUUCAAAGCAGAGACUCCGAUACGAGGUGUAUACGAUGCACAAGGAGAAGGUCACAAAUAUGCAAGCGGCGAUCAAAGGCACUGUGCACGUGCUUGUAUACGAUCGCCUCGUCAAACACGGCCGCAACUGGUACGAUCCCAAAGACUUCGUGGAACAGAUCAAGAAGAGCGCAGAUGAUAUAGACACCGACGUUGAAGUGGAGUUUGUGCCGCUCCUAAGCGAGCUAUCUGUGUAUGAGCAAUUCGAGAAGUUCAGCAGAGCCCACGUGGUGGUUGGCGUGCAUGGGGCGGGACUCACGAACACGUACUUUAUGAACACCAACUCGGCACUCAUCGAGGUCAUCCCUGUGGGUUGGAACUCGCGCUCGUUUCGUGAGCUGUACUCUUCAGGCGGUGGUUACUACCAGUCUCUCGAUGCUGUACCGGGAGUCGAGCUUACGGAUCAGUCCCUAUACAAGGCAUACCAUCUUCCAGAGUGCCAGGAGGAUGAACAAAGCUGGCUGAAAAGUCAUUACUACCAGCCGCACGGCAAUUGCUAUCAGAUGUUCAAGUACCACCCCAUCAUUGUUGACCCGGUGGAGCUGAAGCAAACCCUGCAACGCGCGUAUAGACAUCUGAAGCUGGAGUGAAGCUGAGUCGCGGGAGUGAGCCACGCCAUAUGGCGGAGACAGGAGAGCGGGCAAGAGCUCUCUAGUACUUCUGCGGACAUCUUAAAGAAGUUUGGUGACAGCAAAUGCGGAUGUGACCUAAUUUCAUGUACCAGGACUAUGUAGGGCUGAAGGGCCCGUGUGAAGACAGCUACCGUCGAACGAAGCAAUAUAGUAGCACUAGUCACACAGAUAUGGCUUGGGGCUACUAGUAUAGAGGAGCGGGAUUAACCACCCCGUCGAGUCCAUUAUCCUGUGGCCGUAGGCAUCUCUAACUAUAUACAAUCAGUUGAAUCGAUGUGGCAUUGCACCUGAUGACACCUCAAGGCUAACGGAACCUGUCUUGCUUACGAGUCAAAAGACAUACGUGUCAGGAAAGCACGUGACAGUCAUUUCAUUGUCAACCAGACUAUGUACUCCCGAGGAGUAGCUGGAGAUACGGCUGCAUCGCGCUGUCAAUCGUCUCAUGCUUGUAUCGAAUGAUAACUUACCGUUAGAGCGUAUCACAGCUCAGCACGACGAAUCACUUCAACGCGCCUUCUAUUGAGAGAAAGAAUAGAAACGAACUCGGCCCAACUUGAUACCAUGCUGUAAUCUAGGAUGGUAAAACCAUAGCCUUCUAUAUAGACAAGGCUAUGUUAAAACAAGAUUGUGGUCUCAGAGAUACGCAAAGGUAGAGUGAGAAAUAAGACCGAAAAUCAAUUGACACCCACAUGGCAUUGAGCCGCCACAAUAAGUAGCUGAUGGACUUUUGCUGCAGAGAUGCGGACUAUCUGGCUUGAAUAUGACGUUUCACGGCAACAUCAUAAUUUUAAGGCACUGAUGUGACGCGAAACCAGUUGCUGCGGGGAUGCAGUAAGCAUGCUUACGAACAAUAUAAAUUAGUAAAAGAAGAAUGGUACACAUAUUAUACCAGGCUGUUGAGGCUGCUGGGACUGUUGAUACCACAAGUACUGUAAUCAUAAGUUUUGAUUUGAUGCGCCGGCGGCAGUCAGCUUGUUGUAGUCGUGUCGAACGGAAGGAAACUGACAACGUGCCUUUCUUAAGGUCAUUCCGAUAUUUAGAGAAUAUUGUUUAUGUGCCUGCGAGUGUUCUACACGAUUAUUAAAGCUGCGUGAACCUAACACCAGUAAGGUCAUAUUCACAAACUAUGAACCCUGAAUGUAAUACCUCCUUCGAUUUUUAUUAAAUUCCAUCUCUGUAUGAUUUCUACCUUUGUAUCUGAUGUAAAUAUAUAUAUAUUCUCUGAGCGUUUUCUUCCUUUCUAUUUGUUCUCGGAAUGGUUUCACUCAUUACUUGUUCUAAUUCUUUCCCUACACUUAACACUGGCCCGAGGACUUAAGUGCUCGAAGGAGUGUAAAAUAUGAUUCGUAUUGUGGCUGAUGAGAAGCUUCGUCCCUAUUCCGUCCAUCGAUGCCAAGUGAUCCUGAUAGGCCCUCUUCACUGUCAACAAUGAUCCUCCCAGAUGUGCUUGCACGACAAAAGCGGCUACCAUGCAUAACAUAAAAUACAUUUGAAAACAAUCUAAUCCAGAAACUGGCCUGUUUUAAAAUUCGUUUAAGUGGCUUUGUACAAGUCUUUAGCAGAUAGAGCCAAUAAAGUGCCCUCGGGAUCUGCUGUCCGUCUGAUCACAGCCAGCUUCACCGUAUUCUCCGCACCAAAAUACUCUGGUCCUGUGGCAUUAUCCGAAUAUUCGCGAACCAGAUACCCUGGGUACCGCCACAGAUCUCCUGAGACCCAAUCAGGGACCAAGUCUUGCUCAGCCAAUGUAACUCUGGCCUUGACAUCCUCGUAAUCCUGCCAGCUUUUAGCGGUAAGACCGUAGUGUGUCUGUAUACGUUGACCCCUGAUGACAGGUGAUCGUUGAUCCCAUCGAUCCACGCUGCCCAUUUCCUUUCCGUCUCGGAUAUCCACGGCGCCUCCCAUGCACUUCCACUGCAAGAAGUCUAGAUUGCCAUCCUCAAAAUGGUUGAAGAUUUUGACGUACGCCUGGCGGUCAUUGAUAACCUCGAACUGGAGAUAACUAUUCUUGUAGAACACAGUUUCUCUAUCCAACUCGUCGGUCGC